UAGCUAGAUCACCAAAGCAGAUUCUUCCAAAACCUAACCCUUCUACCAUUUCUAAUUUUUCACUUGUAGCCCCCCGCCGGCCGCCGCCACCGCCUGGCGCCGCCGGCCGUUGCCUGCCAUGCUCCUUGCAAGGCUCCACUUCUCAUCCUCCCUACUCGCACCCAAGCCGCUCUCCAAUUCCACAUCCAGCCCCAAUCAUGUCAAGCCAAUCACUGCCUCUCCCUCCUCCCGCCGCCGCCUCCGCAUCUCCGCCACAUCCACGAUCGAUUCGCCGGCGGCGAAGGCGCUGAGCCGCGUAGACGUCCUCUCGGAGGCGCUCCCCUUCAUCCAGCGCUUCAAGGGCAAGACUGUGGUGGUCAAGUACGGCGGCGCCGCGAUGAAGUCCCCCGAGCUCCAGGCGUCCGUGAUCCGGGAUCUCGUCCUCCUCUCCUGCGUCGGACUCCGGCCAAUCCUCGUCCACGGCGGCGGCCCCGAGAUCAACUCCUGGCUGCUCCGCGUCGGGGUCGAUCCGCAGUUCCGCAACGGCCUCCGCGUCACCGAUGCGGUCACUAUGGAGGUCGUCGAGAUGGUGCUCGUCGGCAAGGUCAACAAGAAUCUUGUAUCCCUCAUAAACGUCGCCGGCGGCAUCGCCGUCGGCCUCUGCGGCAAGGACGCGCGCCUCAUCACGGCGCGCCCUUCCCCCAACGCUGCAGCACUCGGCUUCGUUGGGGAAGUCGCGCGCGUGGAUGCCACAGUCCUCCACCCCAUCAUCGCCUCUGGUCACAUCCCGGUCAUCGCCACCGUUGCCGCUGAUGAGACCGGGCAGGCCUACAAUAUUAACGCCGAUACUGCGGCAGGUGAGAUUGCUGCUGCGGUGGGUGCUGAGAAGUUGCUGCUACUUACAGAUGUGUCAGGGAUACUAGCGGACCGCAAUGACCCUGGGAGCCUGGUGAAGGAGAUUGAUAUCGCUGGGGUGCGGCAGAUGGUAUCCGAUGGGCAGGUAGCUGGUGGAAUGAUCCCAAAGGUGGAGUGCUGCGUGCGAGCCCUCGCCCAGGGCGUGCACACCGCAAGCAUCAUCGAUGGACGUGUCCCGCACUCGCUGCUGCUCGAGAUUCUCACAGAUGAGGGCACUGGCACCAUGAUCACUGGCUAA
This is a messenger RNA of Lolium perenne, 1132 nucleotides long. RefSeq lists its product as uncharacterized. Gene Ontology annotation, biological process: L-arginine biosynthetic process. NCBI's taxonomy places the organism in Eukaryota, Viridiplantae, Streptophyta, Magnoliopsida, Poales, Poaceae. The record is from RefSeq and is a predicted model, not a curated record. Gene Ontology annotation, molecular function: ATP binding; acetylglutamate kinase activity. Gene Ontology annotation, cellular component: chloroplast thylakoid; cytoplasm.